Salvia miltiorrhiza (redroot sage) is the source of this 1930-nucleotide messenger RNA. RefSeq names its product protein LAZ1 homolog 1-like. Lineage: Eukaryota; Viridiplantae; Streptophyta; Magnoliopsida; Lamiales; Lamiaceae. The record is from RefSeq and is a predicted model, not a curated record. Bases 427 to 1767 code for a protein of 446 amino acids. The transcript is spliced from 9 exons. Gene Ontology annotation, biological process: transport. Gene Ontology annotation, molecular function: transporter activity.
UAGAAUUUCUCAUUUUCGAAAUGAGUUAUGCAAUUGAUUUCGUUCCCAGCCGUUCAAACGAAGAUCAAUGUAUGAUAACGCGAACCAUUGCAUUUCAAGAGAAAAAUUUUAUCCAGCUCAAUUUCAUGCAUCCUGAAAUAAAAGGAAACGAUUCUAUAUAUUUCUAAAAAGAAAUUAAAUAGAUUCGUGGAGCUAUUUAUAUCAAGGAAAAUCGGUUAUUGCUUGAUGUGGUCAGGCAUUACUUGGAAAAUAUAGAUGAUUUUGAAAUAGCGCAGAGAAUAAUUUCAUCGUGCAGCCUUAAUUUAGCAGGUUUAAUCAAGUGGUUUGGAAAAAUUUAGGUUGUUUAUUGAUCAAAGAGUACAUGUCAGCCUCCUUAUUGUUGGAAGAGUCUAUUACUUGAGUUUUGAGAAGGUUGUAUGAUAUGCAAUGGGGUGGAAGGUGGUUUUACUGUCGUUGCUACAAAUUGCCACUUUGGUUGAUGCUAUGAGCAGGUCAGAGAGAUUUUGGUCUGUGGAUAUGUAUGUAGGAACUUCAGCCCUCCACAGUUGGAUAGUUAGCAGUGCAGCCAUAUUUGUAUUGGUGGCUCUCAUUCUAUCGAUGUACUUAAUCUUCGAUCAUUUAAUUGCCUACAACCAGCCAGAGGAGCAAAAGUUCUUGGUUGGACUCAUUCUAAUGGUCCCCGUAUAUGCUGUGGAAUCGUUUCUAUCACUGUUAGACUCUGAGCUUGCCUUCACUUGUGAAAUUCUACGAGAUUGUUAUGAAGCUUUUGCUUUGUAUUGCUUUGAGAGAUAUCUCAUAGCAUGCUUAGGUGGAGAGGAAAGUUCCAUUAAAUUUAUGGAAGGCCAAAGCUUGGUUACCUCUUACUUACCUCUUGUAGAUGAUAUUUAUGCUUACGGAAUUGUUCGACAUCCUUUUCCAUUAAAUUGCUUCUUAAGGGAUUGGAAGCUUGGUUCUGAAUUCUAUCAAGCUGUAAAAAUUGGCAUUGUGCAGUAUAUGAUAUUGAAGAUGAUAUGUGCAUUACUUGCGAUGAUUUUUGAAUCUCUGGGUGUUUAUGGCGAAGGAAAGUUCGAGUGGGGAUAUGCUUAUCCGUAUUUAGCGGUAGUACUAAAUUUCUGCCAAACCUGGGCCUUAUAUUGCCUUGUGCAGUUUUAUUCUGUUACGAAGAAUAAAUUGGCACCGAUUAAACCUUUGGCCAAGUUUUUGACAUUUAAGUCAAUUAUCUUCCUGACGUGGUGGCAAGGUGUUGCUGUUGCCUUUCUUUUCUCAUUAGGAGCUUUUGAGGGGUCAUUGGCACAGGUUCUAGAAACCCGUAUACAAGACUACUUCAUCUGUUUAGAGAUGGGUGUGGCUGCUGUAAUACAUAUCCACGUCUUCCCUGCUGAGCCUUACAAACAUGGAGAGAGAUGCGAGCGAAAUGUUGCUGUCAUGGCAGAUUAUGCAUCCUUAGAAGCUCCACCAGAUCCCGAAGAGGCUCAAGACUGUGAAAGAUCUCCCACGUUACAUGAUUCCAUGAUUAAAGAAGGAGAAGAAACCCACCCAAAAAUCCAUCAGAGCGUCUGUGAUGUGGUCCUUGGGAGCGGUGGGAUUAUAGUCGAAGACGUGAAGUUCACUGUGUCCCAUGUUGUCGAACCAGUUGAAAGGGGACUCUGUAAACUGAACAGAACUUUUCAUCAUAUAUCAGAAAACAUGAAAAAGCAUGAGAAAUGCAAGAAUGAUUGUUGCUUAGUCCCUUUGAACUUGUCCACAAAAGAAAUCUCUAAUGUUUGAAGGUACCUUAAGUUAUAAUUGUUUAUAACUAGUUAUAGAAAAAGAAAAUAGAAAACAGAUAGUAGUACACAAACAUUUCUUGUGUAAAUAGUUUGCUAGUUGCAGAGGAAGUCAUUUUUGAAAUCUUGACGAUUCAAGGAAGGUUUUCCUUUCCUUUCCUUUC